This is a messenger RNA of Schistocerca piceifrons (Central American locust), 2040 nucleotides long. Its product is annotated as intracellular protein transport protein USO1-like. The record is from RefSeq and is a predicted model, not a curated record. NCBI's taxonomy places the organism in Eukaryota, Metazoa, Arthropoda, Insecta, Orthoptera, Acrididae. Bases 1 to 2040 code for a protein of 679 amino acids. The transcript is spliced from 13 exons.
AUGGCAUGUAUAGCGAACAGUCAGGCUGACAGUGUCGCCAACACGGGGGAAAAUCGGGCGGUACAGCCAGUCUCAGAGAGGCCACAGACUGCUUCUAAGCUUUCCACUAAACAAAAUUUGGAUGUGAAAGAUGAGAAAACGGAGAAAGUUCCUGCACCUUCAUUACCACGUGACAGCAUCAAUGUCAAACCUGCAGCUUCCCCCCGAAGUACAGCUUCCCCACGAAUUGCAGCUUCCUCCCGAAACACAGCUGCCCAACGAACCACAGAAAGCAAGUCUACGAGCAAAGCACCCAGCACAAAUUCUCGUCCUUUAUCUGCCAGAAAGCCAUUGACAAAAAGUGUUCAGCCAACAACAAGUAUUCAGCCAACAGUAUCAUCUAGCCCCAGAAAUACAAAAGGACAACUCAAUGUGCAAAAGCAGAAAUACAGUAAAAUGAAGAAGGAACUGAAAGACAAGCAGGGUGAGAUGUUUCAUCUGUAUGAUGCCAUGGUUAAACUUAGAGAAGAAAUGAUAACUGCUGGAGUGAAAGAUGUUGAAAUUCCUGAACAGCCAAAAAUUGUGGAUGUAGGACCCCUGGGAGGAGGUGAAGAUCUCAGUUCUGCUCACAAGAGAAUUGCUCAUGCCACAGGAAAUAAAUCUGCAUACCUCUCGGCAUUGGAAGAAAAGCUGAACAGUGUUUCGUUUUGGUGUUUUGACUUAUGCCAGAAGGCUGUUGCAGUAAACAAUAGUGUUCUUACAGAACUUGGUCAUAUGGGGCGUGACAAGUUGAAAGUGUCUGAUAGUGAAAUGCAUAAAACAAUUGAAGGUUUGAAGAAGGAAACUCCUUAUGUGGAACAUAGGGCUGCAACAAAGAAUCGCCAACUUGUCCUGUCUUCCGCAGAGACUAAAUCAGUGCCGACAAGUGGAGCUGAACAUUCAAACCAGUUGUGUCGACAGAUUGGUGAAACAAUGUCUAAGCUCAGCAUUAAGAAAAAUGGUGACGGUGAGAAGGUUAAAACCAAAUUUAAAGUUCUUUUCAUGAGUAAAGAGACUGAGCCAGUGCCAAAAUCUGAUGAUGAUGAGGCACCAUCAAGGGGAGCAACAGAAAGAGUAUCACAAAACAAAUCAGCAAGGACAGUAAAAGCAAAGUUUGCUACAAGUACUGCAGCAAAAACUGACUCAAACAGCUCCAUCACCAGUGAAGGUACCAGCAAACAGCAAUGGCACCCACAGCAUCAGCCAAGCCAUUCACUUAUGCAGUCUCUGGAGAAAAAAAGGCAGUCUCACAAUGACACUGUGACAGAGGUUCUGCAAGAGAUGAAGGCUCUGCUCCAGGAGAGGGACUCCCUGAAAGAAAGCCAGAAAACUAACUUUGAAGAGGAACUUGCACAAGUCCAGAGUGAAAGGAAUGCUUUGGCUGAAAAACUUAAAGCUGAAAUUUUGAAAGGAAAGGGAAGACAGGUUGAAACAGAUACUCUGUUGAAUAAUGCUCGCCAGAAAAUAAAAGAUGUAGAGUCGAAAGUUUCAUCACAGGAGAACAGAAUUCAGGGCUUCCAUUCUCAGAUGAGAAAGUUUGAAAGUCAGAUUAGAUCUAGAGACCGUGCUCAUGCUAUGCGAUUAAAUGACGUGUCUGAGACAACAAAAAUGUUAAAGGAAAGUAAACAGGCACUUGAGAAGCAAAAAGAAGCUUUGGAACAAAGGGUGGAAGAUUUAAAGAGAAUUAUGAACCAGAAAGAGCGAAAACAGGAUGAUACAAUAAGCAAAUUGAAUUCUAAAAUUAAUGAGUUGACUGUCAUGUUAAGUGCAGAGCAAGAUGAAAAGCGAAAACUGGAUAAAGAACUGGAAACUACCAUCAGUCAGAAGAUUGCAAUGGAAAACUUGAAGAACGAAUUAGAAUUGCAGAAGAAUGAAAUCGAGAAGAAGCUAGAUGAGACAAAGAGUGCUCUAAGCAAUGCUAAAAUGAUAUCUGGUGACCGAGCUCAAGCAACACACAAGGCAGAAUGGGAGCUGCAAGAGCUGCAACAGAUGGAUGGACUGUCCAGAGGCACUGUCAACUAA